AUGUCGGGCGCCGCCGAACCUCACCCUGCGGCUGCAGCAAAGGUUUUGCCUUCUCGCAUCACCUCCGACUUAGAUAAUGGAUAUGAGGCAUCUUCCUCUCAUGCUCAAGACCGGUGGCGUCCCUCCGUUUCUCACAGCUCCCCCGGCUACCGUGUGAAGGGGCCACAAGAACUCAUGUUGGAGCAGUUACGGGAUCCCCAUCACCGUCAACGCCUCGUUCGAAAGCCUACGCCAAGCAAAGCCGUUCAUUUCGAGCUACACGACCAAGUACAGCAUUUCUUACCAACUAAUCCACCGGUUACUGUGAAGCCUGGGCCACAGCUUAUGAGAGGAGUCCAUGGGGACUCUACUCGCAAGCCCCCGAGCCCAAUAGCUUCACUUCAUAUUAUACGAUCUCCACCAAACCGGUGGGAAGUUAUCUGUUCAACUACAGUCUCCAAGAUCACCGAGAACACGACCGUGAAGCUGGAGAGACUAUGGGUAUCCGCUGACGAAAGUUCCUUCUUGGGGUCUGUCGCAGUAGCCAAUCUCGCGCAAGAGAAAUCAGUCACUUGCAGGUUUACGUUUGAUCAUUGGGAAACAAUUUCUGAAGUUCGUGCCCAUUACGCAGGUAGCUUGCCAGUUACAAGUCACCAUGCUGAGCUUGACCGGUUCUUGUUCACGCUGAAGCUCCCAAAUGUAGCCCUGGUUCGUCCUGGAAUCAAUACUUUCCACUGCUGCAUCAGAUACAUCGUCAAUGGCCAAGAGUUCUGGGACAAUAACAAUGGCCUCGAUUAUCAAGUUAGCUUCAGAAGGAAGGAACCAUCCAAGGAUAUGAAAACAAUCCCUUAUGGGGCAUCCACACUACAGAGGGACCCCCUGCGUAACGUGCUUGAGUACUGGUACCUGUGGGUGCUAGCAGAAUUAGCCAAGGAGAAGGUUCCUAUACUUACGAGUAACAUUCGUCUUUCAUUCAGCCCCUUUUCUUUCGACAACCUUCGCUCUUCACACUUCACUGAACGACUGACGGCCAUGGCCCCGAUUCCGGAGGCCCGAGCGGAUCGGACGCCGGAGCCUGCUCAGUGUCGGACAAAUAUCAACUUCGCAUGGGUCAAGUUGAACAAAUACUACAGCGCCAUUGACCAGUCUCCUGUCUACUAUGCCGCAACUGUCCUCCACCCGGCGAUUCGGUGGGACUUCCUUCAUAGGGCUUAUCGAGAGAGGCCGGAUUGGAUCGGAAAAGCUCAGCAACUCAUUGACGGCCUCUGGCAGGAGUACAAGCAAUUGCCGGUCCAAUUUGAACGGGGCAACUAUGACCAGCUACGUCCAAUCAAGAGGGCCAAGGAAGUAGAAGAUUCGUUCUCUUCGUACCUGGACAGUUUCAAGUCAACGACCACAGCGCGGUUGGAGGGCAAUGAGGGUGACGAGCUCGACCGGUGGCUACAGCUCGCCGGUCCUAUUGAGAAAGACUGGGAUUCUGAUGACUCUGAUUUCAACGAGUCCUUCCUCAUCACAACCUUCCUCAUCACAACCUUCUUCAUAUCAAGAUAA
Messenger RNA from Fusarium poae, 1530 nucleotides. RefSeq lists its product as uncharacterized. Gene Ontology annotation, cellular component: protein phosphatase type 1 complex. The coding region runs from base 1 to 1530 and encodes 509 amino acids. Gene Ontology annotation, biological process: regulation of glycogen biosynthetic process. Lineage: Eukaryota; Fungi; Ascomycota; Sordariomycetes; Hypocreales; Nectriaceae. Gene Ontology annotation, molecular function: glycogen binding; protein phosphatase 1 binding. The record is from RefSeq and is a predicted model, not a curated record. The transcript is spliced from 3 exons.